ACCUCCACUACUACAGCCCCGGAUUUCAUGUUGCAGCUGCACCUCGGCAUAUCUCACCCUGUUCUCGUGUUCCGUAGACAGAGCCACUCGGCACAUGCACCCCCGCAACUCAAGUGGGCGGACAGCUACCCGGCUCUAGCCCCCGCCGUCGCCGUCGCCAUCGACGGCGUUCUUGCUGUCGCCAGGAACAACAAGCCGACAACAAGCCAGGCGCUUCUGUGCUGCGUCGACAACCGCACUGCUGUGGCAGCGCAGCAUGGUGCCGGGAGCACACGGCACUGGCGCCGUGGAUCCACCUUCGGAUGCCCACAAGCGCAAGCGCGACGCCGACGACAACGGCACCCAGCCUGCCCACUCGGGCCGAAUCCCACAGCCUCCGCCACCCCAGGCAGGUAAUGGCGCCCCUAUUAACUACCUCUCCAGGGCUAGUCCGGCCAGGCUGCGCCUGAUCCAAGACGACAGCGAUGCAUUCACUGACGUCCUGUCUCUCAUGGGCGAUUACGAAGGGGUACUCAGUCGCCACGAGAGUCUAGCUGCAAACCUAGGCGCAAAGUUGACCGCUCCCCGUCUCCUGCGCGCAAUGGAAAGCCUCUUCGAAGGUACCAUCACUGUAAUUCCGGACAUCCCCUACCGGGACACCCGGGCGUCCACUGUUUACAAGCCUACUUGGCUAGAAAUCAUUGCAUUUGCAAAGUCCAACCCCGGAGACCUGAAUUUGAUAGCCGCUCCUGACGGCCGCCGAGUGUGUCAGUUUGUAAUGAAGAAUGUCCGCGUCGGGAUAAGCGAAGACGACUGGCGCCUUAUCAUGUCAAGUACUCUCGAUCGCUUCCGCUUGGCUCCCGCUCGGCCCCUGGAAGAGGAUGAAGCCAUAGAGCUGGCUACUCUCGAUAUCCUCGAGCAACGCCUGCAGACACUCAUCAAGAAAGCUGACGAGGUAGCGCGGAGAGCCCGGCAGCUCAACUAUCAUCUCAGUGGCCGAAAAGCCGCCAUCAAUUCUCGCCGUUCACCGCCGGUUGCUCAACAAGGCUCUGGCUUUCAGUCUAUGAACCAGCCGCCCGCACGGUCAGGAGGGCCAAAUCCGGGAUACGAUCUUCACGCCGACCUGCUGCAGCAGUUUCUGGUGCCGGCCCCGCAACAAGCUCUUUCGUCUGCAUCUACCGCGUCCUUACCUACCCUGUCCGAACCGCCCCGGCUACGCCAACCUGCUCAAUUAGUUACUCCGAGUACGAGGCCCUCAUCCGUGCAUGCAGAUGAGCUAGCGGCCUAUCGAGAUCACCAGUCAGAGUCCGCCGAAGACAUAUCCGCGGCUCACCGGCCCUUAAUUCAGGCCCGCAUUGAGAAGCUUGCGCGUGGGGAUCCCAUCUCCCCGCCUUGCGACCGCUGCCGACGAUUGAAGACGUCCUGUGUUAAGCAUCUCACUGCUUGUCAAGGCUGCACGCGCAAGCACGCUAAAUGCAGCUGGAAAGGGGUCACGGACGAAGAGGUUGCCGCGCUCAGGGGCGAGCUUGUUUAUGGGCGUGGGUUAGGAAGAGAACUUAGGGAACUAGAAGCUGCAGACCCGGCCGUUGACGAGCGAGACGAUUUGCUCAUGACAGAGCAAUCAUCUUCUCACCUACCGAUAGAACCUGGUGAGGGGUCAAGAGUCUUGCGGGACACUAGUAGCCGACACCGGCAAGGGAGCAGGGGACAGACGGCAGGUUCGGCUAGCAACAACCACUACGGAAGCCGAGACGGCUCGACACCCCCUAGAGGUCGCAGUGGCGGGAUUCAUCUCGCCCACUUGCUACUACGGGACCCUAACGACGACAACAACAGGAGCGUCGAUACACCGCCCCCGCCCCUGGACAAAGACGAAGAUGGCUCCUCAGCGAGAGGCACGCGGGGCAGCCACGACCCUGUGGUUCACAGACACUUGAGCCACAUGGCGUCUGUAGCCACGGCAGCAGCCGAGGCUAGAGAGGCGUACGCCUCCAAGGUGUCCAGAGGCAGCACCCCUGGCUAACGUUUUAACG
Molecule: messenger RNA, 2012 nt
Organism: Lasiosphaeria miniovina
Lineage: Eukaryota; Fungi; Ascomycota; Sordariomycetes; Sordariales; Lasiosphaeriaceae
Exons: 2
Coding region: 257-2002 (581 amino acids)
Biological process (GO): regulation of DNA-templated transcription
Molecular function (GO): DNA-binding transcription factor activity, RNA polymerase II-specific; zinc ion binding
Source: RefSeq, a predicted model, not a curated record